AUGCUUUGGCGAAAAAAACUCUCGCUUCUCCUAGUCAUCUGCGUCAGCAGCCUGCUGCUCUGGCACAUAGGACUGGUGGAGGCAGCAAGGCACCUGCAGGGUCUACCAGGCUCCACAUCAGGCAGCAGCAGCAUCCUGGGGAGCUCUAGCGAGCUGGGUACCUCUUUGGGAGUGGCCAGCGCGGGGUCAGGCAACAGCGGCGGCUCAAGCGGCAGUCUCCUGCAGGCGGUGCAGAGCGGAUCCAUCAACAGCUCGCCGCCCCCUGGAACCUUGGGUCUGGCAGGCCUUUCCUCACCGCCGCCGGCGAAUGCAAUGCCGCAGCUAAACUACAACCCCUCUCAGAGCAGCUUCAACUCCGGCACCGGCCGCCGCAUGCAUGCCCACGCCUGA
Messenger RNA from Coccomyxa subellipsoidea C-169, 390 nucleotides. RefSeq lists its product as hypothetical. The record is from RefSeq and is a predicted model, not a curated record. The coding region runs from base 1 to 390 and encodes 129 amino acids. NCBI's taxonomy places the organism in Eukaryota, Viridiplantae, Chlorophyta, Trebouxiophyceae, Coccomyxaceae. The transcript is spliced from 4 exons.